GCUAGAAAAGAGGGUUGAGAAGACGAGAACACAAAAGGGAAGAGAGGGAGAGAGAGUGAAGGGGGGCUGGCCAAGUAGAGAAGAAGAUAAGUGAGAGCUAGGAUGUUUCAACACCGAAAAUUUUUCUUGGUCGAAAAUCCUUGAUUACCCCGCCCCAAAAAAAACAUCACUUGUUCUAUAAGAUCAAAUACAUCGGUAUUUCUGAAAAACCCAGUGAGCUGGACUUAAUUAUGCGUGCUUUUUGGUGAUAUGAGAGAUAAGAUAAACUUUCUGAUCACAAGUGAUUUGUUAUUAGAAAGACAAAGAAAGAGAUGGAAAGAAAUAGAGAAGCAAGAAGAUUGGGUAUGGCAGCCGGUAAUGGUUUGUCUAGAAGAAGACACAGAAGUAGCAGCCUAAGAGACUCUCCAGAAGAUGAUGGACCGGUGGAGUUGCAAGAAACAACAAAGCUGCGAGAUCGAAAAAAGGAUCGAGAUCGGGAUCGGGAUAGAGACCGGGACCGGGACCGGGACCGUGAGAAAGACCGAGAUAGAGAUCGGAUUAGCGGCAGAAGUAAGAGGAGGAGAGGGGAGAGACUGAUGCACGGGAGCAAUAGGGAAGAUGGAGAGCGAGACGAGACCUCAGACGAAGAGAGCGUUAAUGAUGACGAAGAUGAAUAUGACGAUGAUGCGGUUGGUGUUGCAGGAAACUCCAUGAGGAUGCUUCCACCGAACCCUUCUUCUUUAUCUUCUUCUUCUAUGUCUAAUCAUCAUCAUAGGAAGAGCUUUCCGCCGCAGGCAAAAGUUUUUAGGGCCGCGCCGACGACGACGAAUACCACUGCUGCAGUUACACCGUGGAAGGCUCCUGAUGAGAUGAUUGGUGUGUCGGUUCCUAGAAAAGCUCGGUCAGCAUCUACAAAGAGGUCACAUGAAUGUUGGACUUCAAGUGGUGGAGUUGUUAGUGAGCAAAUUCACCAUCAAGCUUCAAUAUCUCCGGUAAGAUCGAGUGGACCGGCUAUGUUAGCUUCAGCUUCAGCUUCUCCGGUGGCUCCUGUCUCUCCUCCAUCAUCUUCCAAUGCUUCAGUUAAAAAGAAGAUGAAACCUAAUGGACCGAAACAGAGACCUCCUAAAUCUUCUUCAAAAUCUACUUCUGCACAAGAUGAGAUUGAGUUUGAGAUCGCUGAGGUGUUAUAUGGGUUGCUGAGGCAACCUCAAGGAGCUACAAAGCAAGAAAUCAUGGGAAAUGAUUCAAUCAAGUUUGAUUUCAGAGAAGCGAACCACAAUAAAACUGCCAGUGAUGCUAAAUCCAGAGUUUCCUCACCGAUCUCCAACUCACAGUCCACUGUUCCUCAGUCAUCUUCUAUCCCACCAGCUAAUUCUAGUUCUUCUGCUGCUCCCAUGUCUGCAAUUGCACCUAAGAGGAAAAGACCGCGGCCGGUCAAGUAUGAUGACGAGCAUCCCACAAACUUUCCUGCUCGUAAUAGUUCCAUUUUGUCAAUAGCCAAGGUUGACGUUGAUCAGCCUGCAAGAAUUGAUUCUUCUCCUAAUUUAGAGAACUCGGGAUCUGCAGCUGAAAAUGGUGGAGUUUCACAUGAUUUAUUGGCCAAUCAAGCUGCUCCCGCAAUGACAGAGGCGCAGCUGCAGGAGGCGGUUAAGCUGGAGAAUCAACCGAUAUCGGAUUCUAAGCCCACGACUGAAGGAUCAGAAUGUAGAGAUUUGGGAGGACUGAUAGAAGAAACUCGGUCUCCGAAGAACGAAUCUACUCCUGGUCUUAGAUUGGGUGAUGAUUGCGAGAGUUUGACAGCAAAUAAAGCGAAUUUGAUGGUCUCUGAGAUUGAUAGUCAGCGAGAAGAGAAGUUCCAGAUAGAUCUGAUGGCUCCUCCUCCAUCAAGGUCAUCUCCAGAAAGGGACGGUGAGGUUGAUUUUGUGGCCGUAGAUCCUAAAUCUAUCGUCACAUAUGGGGAAACGGAAAAGAAGCCUGUGAUGGUCAAAGAAGAUGAGAAAGCAUUGAAAGUUGUAAAGGAAGAUAUAAGUGUGGAACCUGUAGAGAAAAAGACAAAAGUUAUUGGCGAACAAGUUGAAUCCCAGAAGCCAAUUGUUAAUAAAGAAAGGAAUAUUGAUCUCCAGCUUGAUCCAGGGAAGGCUGAUAGAGAUAGCGCCACUGUUACUAUAAGUAGAAAUAAGCCGCUUCAGCAUGUGCAGCAGCAGCAGCAACCCAACACAGAGAAAAUUGCGCAAUCCAGUUCUUUACCUUUGCCAGUGUCUAUGACUGGCUGGCCCGGUGGGCUUCCUCACAUGGGAUAUAUGGCACCUCUACAAGGAGUUGUAUCCAUGGAUGGAAGCAGUGUGUCUUCUGCAGCCAUACAGCCUCCUCAUUUAAUUUUUAGCCAACCACGGCCAAAAAGGUGUGCAACACAUUGCUACAUUGCAAGGAACAUUCAUUGUUACCAGCAAUUUACAAGGAUGAAUCCUUUCUGGCCACCAGCUGCUGCUUCUGCUUUACAAUAUGGGGCUAAAGCGUGCAAUAUGAAUGUGGUGCCAUCCGCUGACUUGCAUGCAGGUAGAGGUGUGAAUUCAGUGCAAGAAAAGGGACAGAGUCUUGCCAUUUUUCCAGGUCCCUGUGGGAAGGAGAAGAAUUCUCAAGGUGCGAACAUUGCAGAAGCUGCACAGAGAAAGCAGAUUUUGCUCCAGCAAGCCCUGCCGCCAGGUGCUCCUAGUAAUAUCAUGCAUGGACCCACUUUCAUCUUCCCAUUGAAUCAACAACAAGCUGUUGCUGCUGCUGCAGCAGCAGCUUCUGUCCGACCUGGAAGUGUGAAGUCUCCUCCUGCUGCAGGCAGUGUAGCCUCUUCAAGUGCCUCUAGUUCUGCUUCAAUGAGUGCCACAGCAUCAGCUAUAGCUGGUCCUCCACCAAUGAGCUUCAACUACCCGAAUCUCUCAGGCAAUGAAACCCAGUACUUGGCAAUUAUGCAGAAUGGAGCAUUCCCGAUUCCCAUUCCUGCUCAUGUUGGGGCCGCAACAGCUUAUAGAGGAACCCAUCCUCAGGCAAUGCCUUUGUUUAAUGGAUCGUUUUAUUCUUCUCAAAUGCUCCAUCCUUCACAGCUUCAGCAGCAACAGCCAUCCACCCAGACACAACAAAGCCAACAAGGCCAUCAAAAUCCGAGUAUUACCAGUGGUUCCUCAUCAACCCAGAAGCAUUUGCAGAAUCAGCAGCAGAGAUUGCAUGGCAGUGGAGAUGGUGGAAAUCUGCAAGGUUUUCCUGGCCCUAAAAACCAGCUGCUCCAUUCCCUGCCAAACCAGCAACGGCAGCAGAUGCAAAAUCAGAAUGUUUCUCAGCAAGCUCGUCAACCCGAGAGUGAAUUAGGUGGUGAAGACAGCACUUCAACUGCUGACUGUCAAGCCUCCCGUUCAAAUAUGAGUCUUUAUGGCCAGAAUUUAAUGCCAGUACAUCCAGCAAACUUUGCUUUGAUGAAUCCUGCACCGAUGGGUGGUGCCCAUAGUGCAAGUGGCAAUACUAGUGAAAAGAAACCCCAGCAACCACAAACACAGAUCUCUAAUGCUGGGGCCGAACCUUCAACCUCUCAGGCUUUUGCCAUAUCAUUUACUUCCAUCAAUGGAACCACUGCUUCCCCGGGACUUGAUAUUUCAUCAAUGGCACAUAAUCAUGCUCUUCUCCAAAGCCUUCCAGAGGCAGCAAGGCAUGGAUAUCACUUAAUCGCUGCUGCCCAAGCAGCACAGCAGAAGAAGAAUUACCGUGUUUCUGAAGAAGGGAAAACUGGAGGAAAUGACACUUCUAAUGUGGAAGAAGAGAGGAAGGCCAUUGCAGGAGUAAAGGCUCCAUUAACUGCUGGGCAGUCAAUUGUGUUCUCUCGGGCAGAUUCAACAGACCCCCCCAUUUCAACAAUGUCAGUCAACAAUGUCAUUGAUAGCUCAGCCCGAACUCUUAACCUUGGGACUCCUCCUGCUCGGACCUCUGGCUCUGUUAUGUCAGCUAAUAUCAGUGGUGCAAAUGCACCAAGUAUACAGCAGCAGAUGCAGCGGAAUCAGCAGCAGCAGCAAAUUCUUAAGCUUCAGAAGCAGCAGCAACAAUUUGUGGCUGCAGCUUCCUCUCGUAGUAAAACCCCAGCAACUAGCAAUGGAAGUGCUUAUCCCGAUCAUAUUUCAUCAUCAUCAGCCAUGGCCACCAAGUUCCCUAAUGCACUUCCUGCUUUUCCUCAAAAUUUUGUUCAAAACAGCAGUAGCCCUGCUCAAUCACCCCAGUGGAAAAAUUCCUUGAGGACCACCACUUCUCAAGUUCCUUCUCCAUCUCUAACCCCAGCUUCAUCAAACCUCAAAAAUCUUCCCCAACAACAAGGCCGAACACAAGGAGGUCACACGCAGAUAUCUUUUGCGGCUAACCAAAAACCAUCUGCUUCGCCGCAAGGGCAACCAAAUCCCAGCAUUAACCAAUCCCCAUCUCCUCCGAUGAUGGUUGGUUCUCCCACAACAUCAAUUUCUAAGAGUGCAGGUGGAAGUCCAAGGACAUCCGCUUCCACGGGUAACAAAGGUGGUCAAUCUUCUACAUUAUCAUCUCAACAAUCCAACUCUGCAUCAGUACCUGUGCAAAAAUUGUCUCCAGUUGGGGGAAGAAAUGUUGCAUCAAUCCAUGGUCAUCCUCACAACACCUCUUCAUCUAACUCUGGUACAAAGCCUCAAAUGUCACAUCAACAGCCGCUAUCAAAGCAUGUCUUGCAACAGGCUCAGCUAAUGUACACUAACGCUUAUAUGCAAACCCAAGCUCAACAUGCGGUAAGUUCAACUCUCCAAAGACACCGUAGUGAUCAGCAGCAGCAAUCACAAGGCGCUUCAGCUAUCUCCUCUACAGGGAUGUUGUCAUUAUGUCCUCCAGUCACACUUGCCUUUACCAGUAGCACUGAUCCUGCGAAGGCAGCUGCUAACAGUAUGAAAGGAGGUGGCUUACCUUCACAGGGUCUUAUCCAUGCCCAAUUUGCUGCUGCACAGCCUGCAGGAAAGCCGCAUCAGAUUUUACCUGCUGGCUUCCCAUAUGUUCAUCCUGUUCCCACUGUGGUUCAGGUGAAACCGGCAGAGAAGAAACAACCUGCUGGCGAAUAGAAUCAUGUGCCUGGUGCUUUAGAUGGCAACCUGCGGAUCGGAGAAGAUUGAAAAAGACUAGUAAGAUUGAAAAAGACUAGUAGAUUGGUUUGAUUGGGGAUUUUUCAAUUUAUGAAGGGAAAGCAAUUAACAAGCCAAGGAAAUGACAUUUUGAAUACCUUCUGGCAGAAUGAAGGGGUGAGAAAUGUUCUAGGAAGCACGCCAGGUGGAUCCGAACCGAAAUUUUGAAUACCUUCUGACUGGACUUGCGGAUCGCCGUGCAUAUUAUCUUUCUCUGUACACUUGUGUCUAUAGGCUGACAGGGUUGAUGGUCAGGUCUAGUUAAAUUUGAUUGGUGUGAUGACGAGAGGCUGGGAAUGAAACAAGUGUUUUUGUAGAGAAAAAGAAGGAAAGAUGGACGUGGAAAGGUGAAGAUAAAGAACAACCUUUCCCUCAUGGGUCAGUUAUUUUCUCCACUGUGCUAGAUUUUCCAUCCCUUUUUUAUGGGGUCUAGUUCUAUUUUCCUGAAAGCGCAUUAGGCAGUAUCUUCUAAAACAAUAUAUAUUACGUGCAGUGGAUGGUGUAUAUGAAUUAUGUCUUGCACAUAUAAAAGUAAACCCUCCCAAUUUUUUUAUUUAAUACCUGUCUCCAUCCUUGUUUUCCCUGUGUUGUAACCCAUCGACACCUUGUGGGAUGAUGUCAUAUAUAAUUUCUGGGACAAUUUAGUCGUGCUAGGUUUAUAGAACAUGGUGGGAUUUGCUGUAUUGCAUUGAGGGGUGAUGGUUUGUCAUAAUUGUUGAGAGAGGUUGUUUUGCAGAUAAACCGGCGCAUCUUACCUAAGGAAGGUUCGAACUUGAAAACAAGAGCUCCGAUUUGGGCUCGCAA
Messenger RNA from Populus euphratica (Euphrates poplar), 5948 nucleotides. RefSeq names its product protein TIME FOR COFFEE-like. The transcript has 12 exons. Lineage: Eukaryota; Viridiplantae; Streptophyta; Magnoliopsida; Malpighiales; Salicaceae. Gene Ontology annotation, biological process: regulation of circadian rhythm. The record is from RefSeq and is a predicted model, not a curated record. Bases 312 to 5084 code for a protein of 1590 amino acids. Gene Ontology annotation, cellular component: nucleus.